AUCUGUGGCGGCGGCUGGGCGGCGGUGGCAGUUCGCAGCGAGGGCGACGGCGACGGCUCGGAGGCCGAGCGGCCGUCCGGCGGGGACCUGGGCGCCGUCCUCCGCAUGACCUCCUCGAAUUGUCACUGCUGCUGGCUGGGCAGACCGCAGAAACGAACGGGAUUCAAUGCAUUAUCCUGCAUAAAGUGAGAUACGGUGAGGUGUUAGAUGAGAGUGAUCAGCCUUUGUACCUUUUCCGAAUUCAAAGAUGGUGAAGCUAGAUAUCCACACUCUGGCCCACCACCUCAAACAGGAGCGCUUGUAUGUGAGCUCUGAGAAACAGCUCAUUCAGAGGCUAAACGCAGAUGUGCUGAAGACAGCUGAAAAGCUGUAUCGAACCGCGUGGAUUGCAAAGCAACAGAGGAUUAAUUUGGAUCGGCUUAUUAUAACCAGUGCUGAAGCGUCCCCUGCUGAGUGUUGCCAGCAUGCCAAGAUUUUGGAAGAUACACAGUUUGUUGAUGGAUAUAAGCAAUUGGGAUUUCAGGAAACAGCUUACGGAGAAUUCUUGAGUCGGUUAAGAGAAAAUCCUCGUCUUAUUGCCUCCUCUUUGGUUGCUGGAGAAAAACUCAAUCAAGAGAACACACAAAGCGUUAUCUACACAGUUUUUACCUCCUUGUAUGGCAACUGUAUUAUGCAAGAAGAUGAAAACUACCUCCUUCAGGUUUUACGAUACUUGAUUGAAUUUGAACUGAAAGAAAGUGACAACCCAAGGCGGCUUUUGAGGAGAGGAACUUGUGCCUUCAGCAUCUUAUUUAAACUGUUUUCUGAAGGACUGUUUUCUGCCAAACUUUUUCUUACGGCUACUUUACAUGAGCCCAUCAUGCAGCUCCUUGUGGAAGACGAAGACCAUCUGGAAACAGACCCUAACAAGCUAACGGAGAGGUUCUCCCCAGCGCAGCAGGAAAAGCUCUUUGGAGAGAAAGGCUCAGACAGAUUCAGGCAAAAGGUUCAAGAGAUGGUGGAUUCCAAUGAGGCCAAACUGGUGGCUUUGGUGAACAAAUUUAUUGGUUAUCUCAAACAGAACACUUACUGCUUUCCACAUAGUCUGAGGUGGAUUGUGUCACAGAUGUACAAAACUCUCUCUUGUGUAGACAGACUGGAGGUCGGGGAAGUCAGAGCCAUGUGCACCGAUCUUCUGUUGGCUUGCUUCAUUUGUCCCGCAGUUGUCAAUCCAGAGCAGUAUGGAAUAAUAUCUGAUGCUCCUAUCAAUGAGGUGGCGAGAUUUAACCUGAUGCAGGUCGGCCGCCUUCUGCAGCAGUUAGCAAUGACUGGCACCGAAGAAGGAGAUCCUCGGACCAAAAAUAGCCUUGGAAAAUUUGACAAAAGCUGUGUUGCUGCUUUCCUUGAUGUCGUGAUUGGGGGCCGCGCAGUGGAGACUCCACCAAUGAACUCCGUUAAUCUUCUGGAAGGCUUGAGCAGAACUGUGGUUUAUAUAAGUUACAGUCAGCUUAUUACUCUGGUGAACUUUAUGAAGAGUGUGAUGUCUGGAGACGAGCUGAAGGAAGAUAGAAUGGCUCUUGACAGCUUGUUGGCAAGCCUGCCGCAGGCUAAGCCAGGGAAGAGCAGCAGUCUAGACGUCACCCCCUACAGCACUCCUCAGAUGUCUCCAGCAGCCACCCCAGCCAACAAAAAGAACCGGUUACCUAUAGGACAACAGUUAGCGGCCAUCACUGCCUGGGAUUCCUCAGCCACCAAUCUUACCGCUCAUAUUCCUCUAGUAACCCCGUUUGCAACUCGGAGCAGAAGCCGAAGUAAUAUGCUAAUGGACUUACAUAUGGACCAUGAAGGGUCAUCUCAAGAAACCAUCCAAGAGAUACAACCAGAAGAGGUGCUGGUCAUUUCCUUAGGGACAGGUCCCCAACUUACUCCAGGAAUGAUGUCAGAAAAUGAGGUCCUAAACAUGCAGCUCUCGGAUGGAGGACAAGGAGAUGUCCCUGUUGAUGAAAACAAACUCCACGGUAAACCUGACAAAACCUUGCGCUUUUCCCUCUGCAGUGAUAAUCUGGAAGGCAUAUCUGAAGGCCCUUCUAAUCGCUCCAAUUCAGUAUCUUCUCUUGACCUGGAAGGAGAGUCUGUGUCUGAACUUGGGGCUGGACCUUCUGGGAGUAAUGGAGUAGAAGCCCUGCAACUGCUAGAACACGAGCAAGCUACAACUCAAGAUAAUCUUGAUGAUAAACUGAGGAAGUUUGAGAUUCGUGACAUGAUGGGACUAACAGAUGAUAGGGACAUAUCAGAGACAGUGAGUGAGACCUGGAGCACCGAUGUCCUGGGAAGUGACUUUGACCCGAACGUGGAUGAAGAUCGUUUGCAAGAGAUUGCAGGUGCAGCAGCAGAGAAUGUGUUAGGCAGUUUGCUGUGCCUCCCAGGUUCAGGGUCAGUUCUCCUUGACCCUUGCACUGGCUCUACCAUAUCAGAGACCACAAGUGAAGCUUGGAGCGUAGAGGUAUUGCCAAGUGACUCAGAGGCUCCAGACUUAAAGCAGGAGGAGCGGCUCCAAGAGCUUGAGAGCUGUUCUGGCCUGGGCAGCACGUCUGAUGAUACGGAUGUCAGGGAGGUCAGUUCCCGCCCCAGCACACCAGGCCUCAGUGUUGUGUCCGGUAUAAGUGCUACAUCAGAGGAUAUUCCCAAUAAGAUUGAAGACCUGAGGUCUGAGUGCAGCUCUGAUUUUGGGGGUAAAGAUUCUGUAACUAGUCCAGACAUGGAUGACAUAGCCCAUGGUGCCCACCAGCUGACCUCUCCUCCCUCGCAGUCAGAGUCUCUGCUUGCCAUGUUUGAUCCACUGUCUUCACACGAGGGGGCCUCUGCUGUGGUAAGGCCGAAGGUUCACUAUGCCCGACCCUCGCACCCACCCCCGGAUCCUCCAAUCCUGGAAGGUGCAGUGGGAGGGAAUGAGGCCAGGCUGCCCACCUUUGGUUCUCACGUUCUAACCGCAGCUGAAAUGGAGGCAUUCAAGCAGAGGCAUUCUUACCCCGAGAGACUGGUUCGCAGCAGGAGCUCUGACGUAGUGUCUUCUGUGCGGCGGCCCAUGAGUGACCCCAGUUGCAACCGCCGUUCUGGGAACGACGAGCUCCCUCCAGCUGCAGCCCCGGGUGCUACUUCUUUGGUGGCUGCACCUCAUUCGUCAUCUUCUUCUCCCAGUAAGGACUCUUCAAGAGGAGAGGCUGAAGAGCGCAAGGAUAGUGACGAUGAGAGAUCAGACAGGAGCAGGCCUUGGUGGAGAAAACGCUUCGUGUCAGCUAUGCCUAAAGCUCCUAUACCAUUUAGAAAGAAAGAAAAACAAGAAAAAGACAAAGAUGAUCUGGGGCCUGACAGAUUCUCAACACUCACAGAUGAGCCCAGCCCUAGGCUCAGUGCACAGACUCAGGUUGCUGAAGAUAUUCUGGACAAAUAUCGGAACGCCAUUAAACGGACCAGCCCCAGUGAAGGAGCAAUGGCCAAUGACGAGAGUGCAGAGGUCAUGGGUGAUGGUGAAAGUGCUCAGGACUCUCCCCGGGAUGAAGCGCUGCAGAACAUCUCUGCCGACGACCUCCCAGAUUCUGCCAGCCAAGCGGCCCACCCCCAGGAUGCUGCUUUCUCUUACAGAGACGUAAAAAAGAAGCUGAGGCUUGCUCUCUGCUCUGCGGACUCAGUGGCCUUUCCAGUGCUAACCCACUCAACAAGGAACGGACUGCCUGACCACACAGACCCAGAAGACAAUGAAAUUGUAUGCUUCUUAAAAGUUCAAAUAGCUGAAGCAAUUAAUUUACAAGAUAAGAACUUAAUGGCUCAACUUCAAGAAACAAUGCGUUGUGUAUGCCGCUUUGACAAUAGGACUUGUAGGAAGCUGCUGGCAUCCAUUGCUGAAGACUACAGGAAAAGAGCCCCAUAUAUUGCUUAUCUCACCCGCUGUCGACAAGGACUGCAGACCACACAGGCUCACUUGGAAAGGCUCUUGCAACGAGUUUUGCGGGACAAAGAGGUGGCCAAUCGGUAUUUUACCACUGUGUGUGUACGGUUAUUGCUUGAGAGCAAAGAAAAGAAGAUCAGGGAGUUCAUUCAAGACUUUCAGAAACUUACUGCCGCUGACGAUAAAACUGCUCAAGUGGAGGACUUUCUGCAGUUUCUGUAUGGUGCAAUGGCUCAGGAUGUCAUAUGGCAGAACGCCAGUGAGGAGCAGCUGCAGGAUGCCCAGCUGGCCAUCGAGCGCAGUGUGAUGAAUCGGAUCUUCAAGCUUGCUUUCUACCCUAACCAGGACGGGGACAUUCUCCGUGACCAGGUUCUGCAUGAACACAUCCAGAGACUGUCUAAAGUGGUGACUGCCAACCACAGAUCCCUGCAGAUUCCAGAGGUUUAUCUUCGUGAGGCCCCGUGGCCAUCUGCGCAGUCAGAGAUCAGGACAAUAAGUGCUUACAAGACUCCGCGGGACAAAGUGCAGUGCAUCCUGAGGAUGUGCUCCACCAUCAUGAACCUCCUUAGUCUGGCCAACGAGGACUCUGUCCCUGGGGCAGAUGACUUUGUCCCUGUGCUGGUGUUCGUGCUGAUAAAGGCCAACCCGCCCUGCCUGCUGUCCACUGUGCAGUACAUCAGCAGCUUCUACGCCAGCUGUCUGUCUGGAGAAGAGUCCUACUGGUGGAUGCAGUUCACAGCCGCUGUGGAGUUUAUUAAAACCAUCGACGACAGGAAGUGACCGAGACCAGGUCCACCAAGGCAUCGGACUGUUGCCAGGAAACAGAUCUCUAAGACAGUGUGAAGAUUGUUUUGUCUAAUAUGUACAGCUUCCAGACGUUUCCAGUGGCUCUUCCCAAGCAGAUUAACAAGCUAACACGCUGGUUCUCUCUCCUUUCAACCUUCCUGAGUUGCGUAUUUUAUUUCUUGUCCCCAAGUAGAGAGUAGUACUGCAAAAGGACCAUGUUUUUCCAGGUGUUUUAAAAUAUUUAAAAAAAGAAAGAAAGAAAGAAAGAAAGAAAGAAAGAAAGAAAGAAAGAAAGAAAGAAAGAAAGAACAGAAUCUUUUAGGAAACGUCCAGAUCUCCUUUCUUGGGUCCCUAUUUGUCCCUUUCAUUUUAGAAAGAACAGUGUGCGUCUUGUAAGACCCUGUCUCACAGCAUUGGAGCAGAAGGCCAGCUGCACUGAGGGUUUCAGGAGUGUAUGCUACAGCCCUUCCCAUAGAUACACUCUCCUGAGUCGAAAGUGAAGAAGGAAAUGUAAAUAUAAUAUAUAUUUAUAUUUGAUGUAAUAUGGGCAUCUUCAGACUCUAAUAAACAAGGACAGUUGCUGAGAGUAGGCUGUGACAUUCCCUCUUGUGAAAUGGUUUCCUUGACAAAAUUUAAGCUGAGCUUAAAAGCAAAACCAGAAAUAUUUAUUAGUGUGUAAUAGUUCAUUACUCUCCAUGUGUGGAGUUUGCUGGGGAAGUCAUGUAGGCAUGUGCCACCAUGGACAUGUGUUGAGCCUGCAUACCAGGACAGACUCUGUCAUGCAUUACAUAGGACGAGCAGUUCAUGGCCAGGUGUGCCAUGCCCUUUGCCCCUACACACUUGAGUAGAAGCCACAGACAGGGUCCCUUUCAGACCCUUAAUUGUCAUCUGUUUUUGAUGAUUAUUCACAUUGAAUGCACAGACCAGGAAUUCAGUGAAUGUCAUUUUUUAAAACUAAUUUGUAUCGUCUGCUCUACUGAUCCAGGUUUUACUAGUGUUAAACUAUUUUGAUCAGCCACACUAUUCUUAUGUGAAAAAAAAAAUCUAUUUUGGCAGGUUUCUGUGCCUUUAUUGCCCUCUUCUGGAAAAAAAAAAGUGUUUCCAUAGUUUGGUUUGCAUUGUACAUCAGCAGUUAAUCAGAAUGGGCUUUGGUGCCGGAGAAGCUGGCCGAGGACCCACACCAAAGCCUCAAGCACAAGUCUUGUAUAUAGGCCGUCACUGGCUGGUUCCACCUUGUGUGUUCCUGACCGUGGUCAGCUGUUCUGAAAAAUGCCGAGAUCCCACACUGUCAUGUCCCUUGUUGCUGGCAGCAAUGCAGGCAUCUUGUAAGGGACCUGUGACACAGACACGAGGAGAUGGGUAGAGAACUCGGCCACACUGUGCCAAAAGAAGCUGGGCUUUCUUCAUGCUUUCACCUCUUCCAGGCCCUGAAAACCCCCAAUAGGAAUUUACACAGGAAUGUGGGUGUGGUGUCUGCCUUUAGGGAGGGAUCAAAACUAGAGCCACAAAAUAUACUUUCAAAUGUUGGGUCAGGAAAGCCAUGUUCUUCAUGGGCUGUCAUUGUCAACCUCGCCUUGGUGUUGGACGAUCCAUCCCAUCAUACGUACAUUGCAAGCCAAGCUAUGGCAUGGUUCCGCGACGAGGUGGGGUCUGACAUCUGCUUCAGCAUUGGUUCAGUGGAUGUUAAGUCAACAGAAGAUUUUUGAAUAGUUAAAAUUCAUUGUUAAUGGGACUUAACUUGUAAAUCAACGAGAGAU
Microtus ochrogaster (prairie vole) is the source of this 6468-nucleotide messenger RNA. It is a transcript of the gene Gapvd1, whose product is annotated as GTPase activating protein and VPS9 domains 1. Gene Ontology annotation, cellular component: endocytic vesicle; cytosol. The record is from RefSeq and is a predicted model, not a curated record. Gene Ontology annotation, molecular function: small GTPase binding; guanyl-nucleotide exchange factor activity. Gene Ontology annotation, biological process: vesicle-mediated transport; regulation of GTPase activity. Bases 248 to 4705 code for a protein of 1485 amino acids. The transcript has 28 exons. Lineage: Eukaryota; Metazoa; Chordata; Mammalia; Rodentia; Cricetidae.